AUUUCCUCUUCCGGUUUUCGCUGGCAGGUAGAUUUAGCUUCAUGAGUUUAAAAGCAACAACAUCGCUCAUAUCUCUACAGAAAUAUAUACACUAACUGUAAGGACAUGGCGUGUUCCAGAGUUCCGUUAGAUGAGCAGCAUGUGACAGAAGUGUCAGGACCUCAAGGCAGAGAGAGAACACUCCCAGCUCUGCACCCCGAGCGUAAGGAGGAGAGGGGGUUUGUACUGUACACUCCACCCCCUGAGGAUCACUCACCUGCUCAGGUGGAGGAAUUUUUGGAGCAUGCUCAGUUCAUUUCAGAGGAUCUGGAGUGGCUUAUCUCUUUAUCUCAUGACAAGUUCUGGUGUCAGGUGGUUUUUGAUGAGUCUUUACAGAGGUGUUUAGACUCGUACCUGCGUCUGGCUCCUCGUGGUAUCGACUCGUCCUCUUUUGCUCCGGCCGUGUCCGAGGCACAGCGCCAUCUUCAUCGCUCCUUCUUCAUGGUCUUCCUCAGGAUGGCAACGCACAAAGAGUCUAAGGAGAACUUCAUCACUCCUGCUGUGUUUGGAGAAAUUAUCUACGACAACUUCCUCUUCGACAUUCCCAAAAUCCUGGACUUGUGUGUGUUGUUUGGAAGAGGAAAUUCCCAACUGCUGCACAAAAUGAUUGAGAACAUCUUCAUCCAGCAGCCCAGUUACUAUGGUGACCUGAACCAGACCGUUCCAUCCAUCAUACAGGUGUUUAACACCAUCCUGGAGAGAUGUGGACUGCAGUCAGGAGACACUGAUGACAACGAGCCUCUUAAACUCAACACACACACACACUUCACUGCCAUGACCAUGAAAGAGGAGGAUCUCUCAGACCUGGUGUUCUACCUGUGUGACACCUGCACCACUGUUCACUGCUUCCUGGACAUUUUCCCUGAAGCGUCUCACACCUUUCACAAGCAUGGCUUCCUCAGCAGACUCUCCUCCUUCUAUGAGUCAGUGGUUCCUGACAUGGAGAAAGCAGUGAGGAAGAGGAAUUUUGAUAAAUGUGUACAGGAGGAUCUGUGGAGGAGGCUUUCUCACUCUCGCAGGAGAAUGGUGGACAUCACACACAUACUGCUCCAACACACCUGUCUACAGCCCAUACUGGAGGGCUCUGAGAACACGGCUGCUCAUGUGGAGGAAUUUCUCCAUACCUUUACAACAUUCCUGCAGGAGAGAAGGUUCCUGGCUGAUUAUGAUGAGGUGUAUCCUGUAGCUGAAGACAUCAAUCUCCUUCAACAGGCCUUCCCUCACCUAGACGACACUCGGACCUCGUACCUGUUGCAUGGUGUUGAAUCUGCAUGGGAGAGCACAGGAAAGAAAAGUCCUCCCACGCUGUCGGCCAAUCACAGCGCAGAAUCGAGCAGCAGGGCAGACAGAGACACCUGCUCCUCCCAGAACAUGGUAGAUGAAAAGGGGGCGGAGCUAAAAGGAGCAGAGUGUAUGAUUGACGUUCCUCACAAGGGAGAUAAUGGGGCAGUGUGCAGCGUGAGUGCUGGGGAGCUGGAGUCUCUGCUCUCUCACAUCAGAGACCUGCUGCCAGAUUUAGGUGAGGGGUUUGUGAUGUCGUGCCUGGAGACGUAUGGCUACGAUGGUGAACUGGUCAUCAACAACAUCCUGGAGGACCGCCUGACUCCUGAGCUGAGGAACCUCGACAGGAACAUGCCCAGGCCGGUGAAGGAAGCUCCACCCACCGUACUCAGCUCCAGAUCCAAUGUGUUUGAUGACGACGAGUUUGACGUGUUUUCCCGGGAUAAGGUGGACAUGAGCCGUGUGUGGAAGGGCAGGAGACAGGGCGAGAGUGUGCGUGACAUGCUCAAUGACAAACAGCACAUUAAUGAUCAGAGGGACAGAUAUCGCUCCUACCAAACGGUUGUGGAUGAGGUCCCCAUAGCAACGGACCAGUCCGGUAACCAUGACGACGCUUAUCUCAUCGAUGACUACGAUGACGAAUAUGAUGACACGUACGACAUCAACCAGGUGGGAGCCAACGACCUGGACGAGGACGAUGAGCUGCUGAGCCGCAGGCCAUUCACAACCCCUCAGGUGCUCCGAGCAGGAAAGCCAGAGGAAGAGGACGAUGAAAGAGAGGAGGAGGGGGAGGAAGAGGAGAAGGAGUCAGCAGUAAAGCGGGAUCAGUUUGUGCAGGACCCGGCCGUACUGAGAGAGAGAGCAGAGGCCCGACGAGCCGCCAUGCAGAACAGGAGAGGCUACAGAGCUCCACCCCCCAGUAACGUUGUGGGUGGACCAAAGGGGCGGGGCCAGGCUCAGGAGACGCUCCUGGAUCGCCGCAGGAAGGAAGCAAACAAGGGUCGAGGAGCCAAUCACAACCGCCGAACGAUGGCAGACAAGAAGAGGAACAAGGGCAUGAUCCCAUCAUAAUGCGCUUCCGUUGCCAUGGCGAUGUGUAUCGUCAUCUGGUUCCCAGAUUUUUUUUUUUUUUUUUUUUUUUUAGAUUUUUAUUAACAGAGAGACAGGAUUAUUUCCUGAUCCUGAUCCCUUGUGACUGAAACGCAACCAAAAAGCCCUUCAGCAUUUUGUUAUUUUAAGGAAAAGAAUCUGAUUUAAAUUUACAGUGGAGGAGGAGAGGUGAUGUUGUUAUGGUGUAAGAGGUGUAGGUUGUUGUGUGAUCAUAUCACACUUUAUAUCUCAAGAAUCUGCUGAUGAUGUCAUCACCAUAAAACAUGAUGUGUCCUAUAAACUGUGACCAGCUGGGGGCGCUGGAGGACAGUGUCCUUUAAUAACAAAUACAAUUAUUCAGUUAAUAGAUAUAAAAGCAGAUGAAGCUGAUUAUAAAGUAGCGUUAAAUGCUUUCCUCUAAAAAAUAUGCUUUCCCCACACACACACUUUCUCCACCUGGGCUCCAUGUGGCUCCGCCCCCCAGGCAGGCCGCCUCCUACCUCAGUUUAAUGUAACCAUGGCAACAAUAUUGUCAUUGCAAUUAAGUGAUUAUUGAUACACAGGAGGAGCACUCCUGAUCAUCAUCAGGGACAGAGUGAGAGAGACAGGGAGCGUGAGAGAGAGAGACAGGGAGCGUGAGAGAGAGAGACAGGGAGCGUGAGAGAGAGACACAGGGAGUGUUGUCUGAGUAAACUUCCAUUUUUACAGCAAAAGCAUUUUGGGAAAUGAUGUAGAGAUAAAAUUCAUACUGGAAAUAAUAAAUACUGUUCUGAAGACUUUA
Molecule: messenger RNA, 3190 nt
Organism: Hemibagrus wyckioides
Lineage: Eukaryota; Metazoa; Chordata; Actinopteri; Siluriformes; Bagridae
Gene: ascc2
Product: activating signal cointegrator 1 complex subunit 2
Exons: 19
Coding region: 106-2391 (761 amino acids)
Biological process (GO): regulation of DNA-templated transcription
Molecular function (GO): ubiquitin binding
Source: RefSeq, a predicted model, not a curated record